AAGGUCCGAACUCCAAAGUCCAAACCAAAGCGAAGUUCAAAAAAUAAAACUCUUCUCAUUUUCAAACACACCAACCUCUCUUAUAUUCAAACUCUGUCUUUUGUGUUUGGUUAGAAAGAAAAAAAAAUGGCAGGCAAUUUGGAGGAUGUGCAAUCCAUAGAUCUCAUGACGGAGCUCCUCCGCCGCAUGAAAUGCUCCACCAAACCCGACAAGCGCCUCAUUCUUAUCGGUCCACCUGGAUCGGGUAAAGGGACUCAGUCACCUAUCAUCAAGGAUGAGUACUGCUUAUGUCACUUGGCUACUGGUGAUAUGCUGAGAGCUGCUGUUGCUGCUAAAACCCCUCUUGGAAUUAAGGCCAAGGAGGCCAUGGACAAGGGAGAACUAGUUUCUGAUGAUUUGGUUGUUGGCAUUAUAGAUGAAGCGAUGAAGAAACCUUCAUGUCAGAAAGGUUUCAUUCUUGAUGGAUUUCCUAGAACUGUGGUUCAAGCACAGAAGCUUGAUGAGAUGCUUGAAAAGCAAGGAACUAAGGUUGAUAAAGUACUCAAUUUCGCAAUUGACGAUGCCAUCUUGGAGGAAAGAAUCACUGGCCGCUGGAUCCACCCUUCAAGUGGUAGAACAUACCACACAAAGUUUGCUCCUCCUAAGGUUACUGGUGUAGAUGAUGUAACUGGAGAGCCUUUGAUUCAACGUAAAGAUGAUACUGCAGCAGUGCUUAAGUCAAGGCUUGAGGCGUUCCACAAGCAAACUGAACCAGUGAUUGAUUAUUACAAGAAGAAGGGCUCCGUUGCAGACCUUCCUGCAGAGAAACCUCCCAAAUUUGUCACAACCGAGGUCCAGAAAGUGCUUUCCUCAUAAUUUAAGGCCCUUUUAGACUCGCAAAUGAUGAGUUUUGAGCCACAGUAGUUGAUUUUGCUCUCAUAUCUACUUAAAAAAAAACACAUUCACAAAGGUUGAACCUUUGAUUCCAUUUCAUUUUGACUGUACGCCGGCCGUCCUCUGUUGAGAUAAUUAAACUGAGCUCACUAUGAAAUAAUGAUGUUACAGUUUUGUCA
This is a messenger RNA of Mercurialis annua (annual mercury), 1052 nucleotides long. Its product is annotated as adenylate kinase 4. The record is from RefSeq and is a predicted model, not a curated record. The transcript has 6 exons. Lineage: Eukaryota; Viridiplantae; Streptophyta; Magnoliopsida; Malpighiales; Euphorbiaceae. Gene Ontology annotation, biological process: nucleobase-containing compound metabolic process. Bases 127 to 855 code for a protein of 242 amino acids. Gene Ontology annotation, cellular component: mitochondrion; cytoplasm. Gene Ontology annotation, molecular function: ATP binding; AMP kinase activity.